Molecule: messenger RNA, 393 nt
Organism: Seminavis robusta
Lineage: Eukaryota; Bacillariophyta; Bacillariophyceae; Naviculales; Naviculaceae
Source: the annotation of a GenBank genome assembly
AUGGACGAAGCGAAGGAAAUGGCAAUCAUGCCCGAUAGCAACUGCAUCAACAUCGCCACCAUCUCCGCCGGUUUUGAAAAGGGGGAUUUCCUCGUCCGCGAGGAGCAAGGAAAUCGCGUGUACUUUGAUUUCUUCGAGGAGGCGUUUAACUACAUUUCCAACAAGGGAUACUCCCGCAUGGCACGAGAAGAUGAAAAGCACUGGGUUGACUUGAUGAAUGUGAUCCACGACAGCGUCAAGGGAGGCAUGAAAUACAACACUGGAACAUUGCUGAUGGUGCUUAGUCGGCCUGUGUCUUUGGAUAAGAUCCCACCUCCGGAAAAGGCGGAGAAGCCCGCUAGCAAGGCAAAGACCCCAUCGAAAGAAACCGCACCAAAGAACCUCAACCCCUAA